ACUGCCCGUCUGUGUACUUCUUAUCUCCCACGAUGCUUCGGCAAAUGUUGUUGUCGAGACGGGUCACCGCACCCUCUUUUCUCGGGAAGAAAACGGGGGUGCGGCGAUACGUCAACACGGCAGCAGGAUCGGGCGGACGACGCCAAAACCAACGGACUGCUACAAGCGUACUUCCGACGACGCAGCGGAAGAGCAGCGGCAGCAGCAGCCCGGCACUAAUGCUAUCAACGUCGGCUGCUGGGGAUGUACGGGAUACGGUCAUCAUCGGCAGUGGGCCUGCUGGCUAUACGGCAGCGCUUUACACCGCCAGGGCCCAGAUGAAGCCGCUCAUGAUCGCCGGCUUCCAGCAUGGAGGACAGCUCCAGCUGACGUCAGACGUGGAGAACUUUCCGGGGUACGCAGAGGCAGUGUCGGGCCCCGAUCUCAUGGAAGAUCUCCGAAAACAGGCAGAGCGCUUCGGCACGGAAAUGAUGUACAGGGACGUGACCUCGGUGGAUCUGUCCCGCAGACCCUUCAGGGUAUCGGUUCGGAAGCGUGAAUUCUUCGCCAAAUCGAUCAUCAUUGCUACCGGAGCGGAGGCGAUCUGGCUUGGGGCUGAGGGGGAAGAGCAGGUCAAGGGGAGGGGCGUCAGCACGUGCGCCACAUGCGAUGGCGCCUUCUACGAAGGCAAGGAGGUUGUGGUCGUAGGCGGGGGCGAUAGCGCGAUGGAAGAAGCUCUUUUUCUUACUAAGUUCGCCUCGAAGGUAACCAUUGUGCACCGAAGGGACGGCUUUCGGUCUAGUAGGAUCAUGCUGGAGCGAGUGAAGGACAACCCCAAGAUUCAUCUCAAGCUGCACCGUACGGUCAAGAAGUGGGUUUCCGAAGGAGGCGAUCUCUCCGGAGCCGAGCUAGAAGACCCGCGAGGGCAGGACGCGGUGGAACUCCUGCCGUGCAGCGGGGCGUUCCUAGCCAUAGGCCACAAGCCGAUGACAAAGUUUUUACACAGCAUCAGCAGCAGCAGCGGUGGUGGACCAGCUGAAGCCAAGGAGAGUAGUAGCAGUAGCGUGGUAGAGCUAGACGAGGACGGCUUUGUGGUGCACAAGCAGCACACCAUGACCAGCGUCGAAGGCGUGUUUGCGUGCGGGGACGUGGUGGAUCGUCGUUACCGGCAGGCGAUAAGCGCCGCGGGGAUGGGGUGCCAGGCGGCGAUAGACUGCGAGAGGUGGCUCGCGGAGGAGGAAGGGGGGGGGGCGUGA
Molecule: messenger RNA, 1235 nt
Organism: Ectocarpus siliculosus
Lineage: Eukaryota; Phaeophyceae; Ectocarpales; Ectocarpaceae
Source: the annotation of a GenBank genome assembly